AUGGCGUCUCCCUGUACUCGCGACCCGCGCAGACCCUCCCGCCUACCAUCUUUCAAGAGAUCUUUCGACGAGGUGGGCAGCGACUCUGACAAUUCUGACAAUCUUCUAUCCAGUGGCAGCGUUGCCGUUCGCCAGGCCGUCCACGCCGUUGAAGACCACGCCGACCGCAACAAGAGAGCGAGAAGCGACACUCCCUUAUCUGACCCAGGAGAUAUCGACGAAGCCCUUUUCUCGUCCGACACGUCCUCCUCUACUUUCAACGGCUCGCCGAACAGUAUUGGAAGCAACGCCGCUUCCGAAGCUCUUCCUUCUGGCAGCGCGACCGAGCAGUUACCAUCUCCCACUCAGUUUGAAGCGCGCACGGGUUUCACUCCGGAUUCGCCACCCGCUCCCAACCCGAGCGAACAGUACAGGAUUUCUAUGGAGCGCUUUGAUGCAUUCGAGUCCAAUAUCUCUGUCCUGCGACAUUCCCACUCCCCUGAACAUCGCUCGCUUCCUGUCUCACAUUUAACUCAGGUACCUUCAUGGUCUGCGUCGUCAGGCACUUCGGUGCCACCACCGCAUCCGUUUACCCAUGCUACUAUAGGAUUGCAUGCGAUUCCAGUCACGGAAGAGCUAAUGUUAUUGGGGGAGGACUCAAUAUCACCUACAUCUUCCGCACGCAGCGUCCACCAGGUCUCCCGUGACCGUAGAUCCCCCCUUGUAGCCACGUCUUCUCGGGCCGCAUACUCUCCUUCAGCAUCCAUCUCGGCUAGUUCGAGCGAAGACAUGCGCAACUGGCUGGAUGAGAACGAGGAUCAUCUCCCCCCUCAGAUUGACGUGAUGUUGGCAACGCCCACGAUGCCAACAUUUGGUGAACCCGUCAACUCUGCGAGUGAUUCUCUCCUGGCAGAAGGAAGCAGGUCCCUGCGUUUUACUGAUUUGGGGGAGCGCAUGGAUCUGUCUCCUGUUCUUCCGAGAGCCAGUCGGGGAAGAACGCCUUCGGUUGCAUCCCAACCUGCCGUACGACGAACUUUCAUGAGAGAAACUUCCUCGAGCGGUAGUUCCUCUCGAGAGUCAGAUAUACGUACUUCGAGGCCAGAUACGAGAGAGGCACGAGACUCCGAUGAUGGAAUGUGGGAUGUGCGGCUCCAUUGGACCUCUGAUGGAAAUGCAGCACCUUACUCUUCUGACGGUAGUCGUUCCGUUGCAACACAUACCCGCCCCUACCGCACGUCUGGUACUUCCAAUCAUCAAUUGCACUCCAGACGAGAAGUACCAUUCCGCGAUCGCCGUACUACUUUGCCUCGCGAUUUCACUGGUGAGGCUUCUCCCACAGAAGCUGUAUUCUCUCGAGGUUUUUCCGGCUGGGAUCGGCUCGUAUCCGAAGACCCCUAUCGUGAAUUUUAUGAAGACAUUGAUGAAACUCGAGCGGUAGCUCCUACACCUCGCUCUUCUCUUCUCGCCCGUGCUUACUCGAACUCUGGAUCCGAGUCUGAUGAUGUCGAGCUCUUGCGACGACAUAUCCGUGGAUCCGAAGACUCUGACGGUUCGCUGACGGGAGGUCUUGUAUACCCACCUUUACGAACAGAGGUAUCAAACGUCACGUCGAAUUCACCUGAGGCGUUCCCCCCGCGGAGAACGAGCAGGGGAGAUGACAGCGUUAGGACAAGCAACGAAACGACGCGCCAUUGGUUUCACCCUACCCAUGAAAAUCAGUCACAUACAGCGGACACGUCGUCUAACCCGUUCGCCGCCCAUCUUCAAGGGCGCAGGCCAUCCUCUCGCCUCUACAGUACGAGGCCCACGCCUUCCAACACUCUCAUGUCUGAGAACGCAUUUGAACACCGCCGGGCCUUAGCUCGCGAGGCAGUUUUCUCACAUCGCCCCGGUUACGCGUCGCCCACUACCACAGGUGCAGCUGACCGUCAGCGCGUUCCAUCUGUUAUAACAUCCGCCGGGGACGUGGUUCAGUUCGACGAAUGGUCGGAUUCACCUCAUCCCCAUCGAGCGCAUGGCACCAGUGACCGCAGUGGUGCCCACAGCCGGUCUCGGAGCACCUCUUCGCCUAGCCGUCCUUGGGGAUCGGAGUUAUAUCCGCCUUCCUCCCCUCACUCCCCGAUGGUGAUCGAUGACAAUACGUUUCUAGAAACCGGGGGCCCACCAGUGGAAUCACCUGACUUGCCGCCAGAGCCCGCAAACGAUACCCAACCCAGAACGUUGAAUUCACGCACAUACGCGUUUCCGUCACUCGUUGAUUGGGCGGUAGACGAUACGGAUACUACUCCUGUGACUGGUAGGCCUCGCCCUUUAUGGUAUGAUGCGUCGACUGGAUUUUUCUAUCCGACAUUCACCGAUCAACUCCCCGUAUCGAGUACGAGUUUUUCAUCUUCCAACGCAGAGGCGUCACACUCCUCCAGCCGUCCGACUUCACGGACACCGGUCCCCUCUGAAGUAUCUUCUCUAGAAAUCGGAGGGCAACGCAGGGCGAACGCAAUUGCAGAUCUGCCCAGUGCGCGGGUAGAACUUGAUCGUGUGAUACUGACAAGAACAACACCCGUCAGUCCCCCCACGCUAGCGAAUAUUCGACCAACGUUUGCGUCAGACUCCCACAGCCACAGCGCCCGCGAACCCGGCGUUGGUCUACGCCCGCACACUCCUCCGUUUCGUACCAAUUCCAGAUUUCCCUCGCAUGUGGUGCUCCCCAUAAACCUGAGCCCUUCCUCCUUAGCCUCCAGUCACACAGAGCGGGGUCUUACGUCCAUUGCAUUCGGCAGACCGUACAACGACAUCGAUAUCAAUGCCUACCACGAUGGCCCGUUCCGCGACACGGUGGCAAGAUCCAUGGAGAUUGGUAGGAGGAGGAGCACUGCGAUGCGUCGGGCGGAGGGUACAGCCUCGCGCAGGCCUAACCACCCUUCCCUGCCGCCGUUGCGUAUCGGACAAAGCCCACUGAACCCGUCUUCAGCACCGUCUCGACUGCGUCUGCCGCCGAUCUCGCAUGUGUCGGAAUCGACGAGCUUCGAGGAACGUGCGGAGACUUCGCGUGAUACGCAUGUCCAGGCGGUAGAUACGCCCAUUAAUCCUGCCUACUCGGAUCCCUCUGUAUACCCCGGCAGCUUGGGUUUUACUGCGAACUUCGAUAGCCGUGCGAAUUCCACGGAGGAUUUCUUGCAAAUGCCGCAGUACAGGGCACCAGACGAGGAAGACGCUCAGGCUCCUUACAAUGACCUGCGCCGCAUCAUUGCACGCAGUACGCGUACGGCGGCUUCCCGCGUCGCUGAUGGAAGUUCCAACACGCCUGGUGGCGAGCAGGUCCCAGCGUUGCGUGCUGAUGGUUCUAAUAUUGCGCGCCAGCACCAGCUGAUUGACCAAUACCGUCAGGAUAGAAGCACCCAGCGGCAGCGGACAAGUGGACUCUGGGGAGACAUAGAUGGCGUAGACGGCCCACGCGGGCCUACGUUCGGCUCGUCCGAGGCCCUGGAGGCAUGGAGACAUCACUCGGGUAAUCGCAGCGGAUAUCUGCAGCCACGCGCCCAUAAUCCUUCGGGCGACCCGGACGCAUCUCGUACGAGAUCCUUGCAGCACAGUCGUGCGUCAUCUACAGGUGGGACUGAAUUAGCUGAACGUGCUGUGCGUACGUCGAGGAUGCGCGUGGCGCGCCAGCGCAACGCUGAAAUGUUUGAGCACCACCAGCAUGGGUUUGCCACGCAUUUCGGCCUUCUCCCGCGGCUGCCUGCAAUGGGCUUUCGAGGACGAAACUUUGGUGACUUCGUGCGAGAUGACGAGCUCGAUGCCUCGUACGAAGGCCUGCUCAGCUUGGCAGAGUUCCUGGGCGAAGCUAAGCCGCGGGGAACUCCGGCUGAUGUUGUUGCGUCUCUUCCCUCCGGCGUAUACCGAGAUUGGGCUUCACCAGGCAAUACCGAAGAACGGUGUCCUAUUUGCCUCGACGACUACCAGCCGACAGAUCCUGUCCUCAAGCUCUCUGCCUGCUCACACUGGUUCCACAAGGGUUGCAUUGAGCAAUGGCUCAAGGGCGCAGGGACAUGUCCUGUGUGCCGCGGUCGCGUUGAGAAUUCGCGCCCACGCCCGGAAUGGUACAGUGCUAGUGCUCAACCUAACCCACCAUCCACCAGUCGACCUUCUCCCAGCGGCAGCGGUCAAGUAGGCCGUGCGGACGGAAACGGAGCACUUGAAGACUGGGACAUAGAGCUCCACGACCCGGACAUGAUUAUUCGCGAUCAUUUACGUCGUCGUUGGCGGCGGCGCCAUUGA
Molecule: messenger RNA, 4254 nt
Organism: Sparassis crispa
Lineage: Eukaryota; Fungi; Basidiomycota; Agaricomycetes; Polyporales; Sparassidaceae
Exons: 11
Coding region: 1-4254 (1417 amino acids)
Source: RefSeq, a predicted model, not a curated record